Molecule: messenger RNA, 1602 nt
Organism: Orbilia oligospora ATCC 24927
Lineage: Eukaryota; Fungi; Ascomycota; Orbiliomycetes; Orbiliales; Orbiliaceae
Exons: 2
Coding region: 1-1602 (533 amino acids)
Biological process (GO): carbohydrate metabolic process; sphingolipid metabolic process
Cellular component (GO): extracellular region
Molecular function (GO): glucosylceramidase activity; cellulose binding
Source: RefSeq, a predicted model, not a curated record
AUGCCUUUGCUAUCCAAGCUUCUACUAGCGGCAGGCCUUGCCACAUCAGUCACCGCACAAACUUCUAUCACCGUCAAUGUUGGAACAACUUACCAAACGAUUGAAGGGUUUGGGUUCUCACAGGCCUUCGGUCGAGCCGUCGAGUUCAAGACCGCACCUUCAAACAUUCAAAAACAAGCCUUGGAUCUUUUAUUCAGCACCACUACUGGCGCAGGGUUCUCUAUCAUCCGUAAUAGAGUUGGAUCAGGCGGAAGCGGUGAUAGCAUCUUACCCACCAACCCUGGCGGUCCGAAUGCUACUCCUAAGUAUGUUUGGGAUAAUGAUGAUAGAGGACAAGUUUGGUUCUCACAACAGGCUAAGGCGUAUGGUGUCACUACUGUGUAUGCUGAUGCUUGGAGUGCGCCUGGGUUUAUGAAGACAAGUGGGUCGGAAAGUACUGCUGGAUAUCUUUGCGGCACAACAGGUCAUACAUGCUCCUCUGGCGACUGGCGACAAGCCUACGCCAACUUCCUCGUUCAAUACGUAAAAUACUACGCCUCAAUCGGCAUAACCGUCACACAUCUCGGCUUCCUCAACGAGCCAGACUACUCUCCCAACUACUCCCAAAUGCAAAUAAGCAGCAAUGCACAAGAAGCAAUCUCAUUCAUCCCGACUUUGUAUAACGCCGUUAAAGCCGCAGGUCUUAACACUAAAAUAACCUGCUGCGACGCAAUGGGCUGGAGUAUGCAAAGAACGUAUACCACCGCUUUAGUUAACGCUGGGUCCACGCAAUAUCUUGGAAUGAUUGCAGGUCACUCGUACAGUAGUGAACUGACAUCUCCGAUCACUAAUACCAACCUUCCAAAAUGGAACACCGAGGCGGGUCCGGGGUCUAUUCAGUUCACGCCUACAUGGUAUGCGAGUGGAACGCAAGCCGAAGGCUUCACCUGGGCGAAUAAACUAGCAGUAGCAAUGGUUAACGCAGAUCUAUCUGCCUAUCUAUUCUGGGAAGGGUAUGAAUGGAAGCAACAGCAAUCUGCUUCACAUCUUGUGGAUACGGACGGCAAUAACGCUAUUCCUUCUGGUAUCCUUUGGGCAUUCGCAAUGUGGUCUCGUUAUAUUCGUCCCGGUGCUGUCAGAAUUGGCACCACUGGCUCCAUCGCGAGUACCAUCACUGGUGCAUUCAAAAAUACGGAUGGUUCGAUCGUCGUUGUAUUCACCAAUAGUGGUAGUUCGGCCCAGUCUGCAAAGGUUUCCUUCAACGGCUUUACCCCAAGCUCUGCAGAAGCUUAUGUCACAAGCCAAGGGAAUAAUUUCAAGUCUACAUCCUCGACAUUGUCGGGCGGCGCUGUUACGGUCUCUAUCCCUAGCAAAGGCGUUGUUACCGUCAAGUUACUUGGUGGUGGAUCUAGUGGAACCACUACAACCACAAUCAAAACGACGUCAGCCAUUACUACUAGUGCUAUCAGGACUACGACACCACAACAAAGUACUACUGUUGGAAAUCCCGUAGGUUGUCAGCAGUGGGCCCAGUGUGGUGGUAUCGGCUGGACGGGGUGUAACACUUGUCAGAGCCCUUACACUUGUAAGGUACUCAAUGACUAUUACUCUCAAUGUGUAUAA